Molecule: messenger RNA, 364 nt
Organism: Drosophila rhopaloa
Lineage: Eukaryota; Metazoa; Arthropoda; Insecta; Diptera; Drosophilidae
Gene: HSPC300
Product: probable protein BRICK1-B
Exons: 2
Coding region: 57-287 (76 amino acids)
Biological process (GO): cell motility; actin filament organization; regulation of actin polymerization or depolymerization
Cellular component (GO): SCAR complex
Molecular function (GO): protein-containing complex binding
Source: RefSeq, a predicted model, not a curated record
UGGUCACACUGUAACGUCCAACCCAGAAUUACUAGUAAACAUUUUAAUAAAUAAAAAUGAGUGGGGCUCACAGAGAGGCGAUUCAAAAGCAAAUCCAUCAGGACUGGGCAAACAGGGAAUACAUUGAAGUAAUAACUGCCAGCAUAAAGCGAAUUACAGACUUUCUGAACUCUUUCGAUAUGUCCUGUCGCUCCCGUCUAGCGGUUCUAAAUGAAAAACUAACGAUCCUUGAGCGGCGCAUUGACUAUUUGGAGGCGUGUGUCGCCCAGGGGGAAACAUUAACGUAAAAGCACUAGAGUUCUGCCCUCAAUUUUAAUCUAAGCUUUGUACAUUUAUAAGAUAAUUAAAAAAUACUGAUAUAAUA